UCCACUGCAAAAUAAUUUCUCCAUUAAGUACACAAACACAAUGUAUUCUUCUGGUGGUAAUGAUGAGAAACCUAUUAACAUGAUGGUUACUACUUGUAGCAGAAAGGAGUUGCAGCUUCAGGGGCCAAGACCUCCACCACUUAAAGUACUACUUAAGGAUUCAAUCUAUUCCGCUAGUAAUAAAGUUAUCAGCAAGAAACCUACUACCAACAUCAAUCAUGAUUCUCGGCAUCUGUUCAUCGGUCGUCGUCAUCGUAAAUCCAAUUUGGGGAAUCAACCCAUCGUAAUUCACUUAAGGUCACCAAAGAUCAUUCAUACUCGACCUCAAGAUUUCAUGGAUUUAGUGCAACAACUUACUGGAAAUCAUCAUCACCAGUGUGCCGAAGCUAACGUUGAAGAGGAUGACCAUUGGAACAAUUCUGAUGAGACUCGAUCCAACAAAGAAGUUAACGAUGAUGAAGGCAUGAUCAUCAAUAACAAAGAUAUUAAAGAUGAUGAUCCGUUUUUAGAGUUGCAGCUUAACUGUUCAUCAGCUUCAUCUGAUCAAGGUGUUAGUACGAUUUCAUCUUUGAAGGGUUCAAAAAUUUUUUCACCAGUGUUUGCAAAUACUAGGUUCAUAUCUUCUCCUCCAAAUACUUGUACAAUCUCGUCAAACUGGCAGGAUUUUGGUGGUUCAAUAUUUGGAUAGUAUUGUAUUCGA
Messenger RNA from Papaver somniferum (opium poppy), 700 nucleotides. RefSeq names its product VQ motif-containing protein 20-like. The transcript has a single exon. Bases 41 to 688 code for a protein of 215 amino acids. The record is from RefSeq and is a predicted model, not a curated record. Gene Ontology annotation, cellular component: nucleus. NCBI's taxonomy places the organism in Eukaryota, Viridiplantae, Streptophyta, Magnoliopsida, Ranunculales, Papaveraceae.